Molecule: messenger RNA, 1269 nt
Organism: Alligator sinensis (Chinese alligator)
Lineage: Eukaryota; Metazoa; Chordata; Crocodylia; Alligatoridae
Gene: PSMC4
Product: proteasome 26S subunit, ATPase 4
Exons: 9
Coding region: 1-1209 (402 amino acids)
Biological process (GO): proteasome-mediated ubiquitin-dependent protein catabolic process
Cellular component (GO): proteasome regulatory particle, base subcomplex
Molecular function (GO): ATP binding; ATP hydrolysis activity; proteasome-activating activity
Source: RefSeq, a predicted model, not a curated record
AUGGACCCUGCUUCCGCACCUGGGGGGGAAUGGGCACAGGGUCCCCGUGCCCAUGUGUGUGACUGUGCCCCGCGCCUGCCCCCCCAGAAGCUGCAGCAGGAGCUGGAGUUCCUGGAGGUGCAGGAGGAGUACAUCAAGGACGAGCAGAAGAACCUGAAGAAGGAGUUCCUGCAUGCGCAGGAGGAGGUCAAGCGCAUCCAGAGCAUCCCCCUCGUCAUCGGCCAGUUCCUGGAGGCCGUCGACCAGAACACGGCCAUCGUGGGCUCCACCACAGGCUCCAACUACUAUGUGCGGAUCCUGAGCACCAUCGACCGGGAACUGCUGAAGCCCAACGCCUCGGUGGCGCUGCACAAGCACAGCAAUGCGCUGGUGGACGUGCUGCCCCCCGAGGCUGACAGCAGCAUCAUGAUGCUCACCUCUGACCAGAAGCCGGACGUGAUGUACGCGGACAUUGGCGGCAUGGACAUCCAGAAGCAGGAGGUGCGCGAGGCUGUGGAGUUGCCGCUUACCCACUUCGAGCUCUACAAGCAGAUUGGCAUUGACCCCCCGCGAGGUGUCCUGAUGUAUGGGCCCCCUGGCUGCGGCAAGACCAUGUUGGCAAAAGCCGUGGCUCAUCAUACUACAGCGGCAUUCAUCCGGGUGGUGGGCUCGGAGUUCGUGCAGAAGUACUUGGGCGAGGGGCCACGCAUGGUACGGGACGUCUUCCGCUUGGCCAAGGAGAACGCACCUGCCAUCAUCUUCAUCGACGAGAUCGAUGCCAUUGCCACUAAGCGCUUUGAUGCCCAGACCGGGGCUGACAGGGAGGUGCAGCGCAUCCUGCUGGAGCUGCUCAACCAGAUGGACGGAUUUGACCAGAACGUCAACGUCAAGGUGAUCAUGGCAACAAACCGGGCAGACACGCUGGACCCAGCACUGCUGCGGCCUGGCCGCCUGGACCGCAAAAUUGAGUUCCCGUUGCCCGACCGGCGCCAAAAGCGCCUCAUCUUUUCCACCAUCACCAGCAAGAUGAACCUGUCGGAGGAGGUGGACCUGGAGGACUACGUGGCCCGGCCGGACAAGAUCUCGGGAGCCGACAUCAACUCCAUCUGCCAGGAGGGUGGGAUGCUGGCUGUGCGUGAGAACCGCUACAUCGUGCUGGCCAAGGACUUUGAGAAGGCCUACAAGACUGUCAUCAAGAAGGACGAGCAGGAGCACGAGUUCUACAAAUGAGCCACAGGGGCCGGGGGGGCAUGUCUGGUAUGUCGGGGAUAAAUAAACGGGUCCCUGCUG